Andrographis paniculata is the source of this 797-nucleotide messenger RNA. RefSeq lists its product as uncharacterized. The transcript is spliced from 3 exons. The coding region runs from base 179 to 508 and encodes 109 amino acids. The record is from RefSeq and is a predicted model, not a curated record. Lineage: Eukaryota; Viridiplantae; Streptophyta; Magnoliopsida; Lamiales; Acanthaceae.
CCGGUUCUGAUCCUCUCCUUCCUUCUCCCUCUUUCUUCUUCUUCUUCUUCUUCUUCCUUUUCCACCUUCUCCCCCUGCGCUGCUGCCGCCGGUCGCGAAUUUGCUUAUUAGCUGUUUCAUUGUUGAUGGGUCUCUGACUGAAGGUGAGAUGAAUUGAGAGGAAGAAUCGGUGAGAAAGAUGGGUUCAAUCAUUCACGGAGCAAAUACAACGACAAAGGGCGUUUAUAGGAGCCUUCUUAAAGCAGUGAAGCAGAAUAUUGGAAAAGAGAAACGCAAUUCCCAUUUCUUCGAUUACAUCAGCCAUGAAUUCAGAAAGGACGCCAACAACAACCCGCUGAAUUUAAAGCUUGCCAGCGAUUAUACUUUCUAUCUUAACAGCGUUCAUCACCAUAAGGAGCUGCUGUUUUCACACAACAUUGCCGUGGAUCGGUCUGAUGAAAUGAAAAAGGUAAUCGGAAAAUCUGCCACGAGUGUAGGGCUGCGGCUGCCAGAUGUCUAUCAGCCCUGAUAUAAAAUUGUGCUUCUCAGAAUACAAGGUAUUGAAAUUCUUACUGCCCCUUCGAUUUUCCCUAGAUUGAAUCCUUAUCUAGAGAGCCAUUCUGUCUGGUUUUGUUAAAUUGAGUGAGACAUGAAUUACUAGUUCUUUUUGUUUUGUUUUGUAGAUGUUUUAGUUAGACAAAGCUUCUUCUGAACUUAUUCUUUGGAUUCAUUUUGGUGCACUGAUGAGGCAAAAUGACUCCUUUGGGUAAACACUCUUUAGUGAAUGUUUUGAGCUGCAUUUUCUCUUUCCAUCCCAA